Prosopis cineraria is the source of this 342-nucleotide messenger RNA. RefSeq lists its product as uncharacterized. The record is from RefSeq and is a predicted model, not a curated record. Lineage: Eukaryota; Viridiplantae; Streptophyta; Magnoliopsida; Fabales; Fabaceae. The coding region runs from base 1 to 342 and encodes 113 amino acids. The transcript has a single exon.
AUGGCUUCAUCUUCUGGGAACUCCAUCCUCCUAACUUUCCUGCUGGCUCUCGCAAUAUUCUCCAGCAUGAUGAGUUCAAGUGUCGUAGCAGCUCGUCAUCUUCUGCAAACAACACAGCCUUCGAUACCAAACAUGCCUGGAAUUCCAAGUAACUUGCCUAAACCUACAGGAUUACCACCUUUCCCUUCAAUCCCAACAACAAUGCCUCAGCCAAAUAUCCCUAAUCUGCCUACGAUUCCAACAGUGCCACGAGUCACUCUUCCUCCAUUUCCUAAUAUUCCUGUUAUUCCCGCGAUCCCAACUUCUAUUCCUUCUAUCUUCUCUCCUCCUCCUUCUAAUUAA